CUAAAUUCAAAAAUAAAAUAAAAAAAAAGACUGAACUGUGCGUUUUAUUGAGAGCAAGGUCCUCUUCAAUCUUCAUCGUCUUCUUCCUCGUGGAUCUGCGCUAGGGCACCGCAAGCAGCCUGCAAAAUCACAGAAGCAGCUGGUAUUCAAUGGCUACUCUGAGAAACCUGAAGAUCAAGACGAGUACGUGCAAACGCAUUGUGAAGGAGCUGCAUUCUUAUGAGAAGGAAGUUGAGAGAGAAGCUGCCAAAACAGCUGACAUGAAGGACAAAGGAGCUGACCCUUAUGAUCUCAAGCAGCAGGAAAAUGUGCUGGCUGAGUCUAGGAUGAUGAUUCCUGACUGCCGCAAGCGCCUAGAGGCUUCUUUGGCUGACUUGAAAGGAGCAUUGGCUGAGUUGGAGGAAUCAGAUGAGAAGGCCGGUCCUGAAAUUGAGGAAGCUCGAAACACCAUUGCAGAAGUUGAAAAAGUAUUCGAAACAAUUGAAGUUUAGCUGGGUGGUUUCAUUAGAGUUUUCGAUGGAGAGGAUAUUGGGCCUUUAUUAUAUAAUUUCCUGGUCACAAACAAUCAUACAUUCUUCUUGUUGGAUGCGCCCUCUCCUCCCCCCGUCUCUCAAAGACAUAUU
Gastrolobium bilobum is the source of this 623-nucleotide messenger RNA. RefSeq names its product tubulin-folding cofactor A. Lineage: Eukaryota; Viridiplantae; Streptophyta; Magnoliopsida; Fabales; Fabaceae. The record is from RefSeq and is a predicted model, not a curated record. Gene Ontology annotation, cellular component: cytosol; microtubule cytoskeleton. The coding region runs from base 150 to 491 and encodes 113 amino acids. Gene Ontology annotation, molecular function: beta-tubulin binding. The transcript has 4 exons. Gene Ontology annotation, biological process: tubulin complex assembly; post-chaperonin tubulin folding pathway.